This is a messenger RNA of Rosa rugosa (rugosa rose), 1233 nucleotides long. RefSeq lists its product as uncharacterized. The record is from RefSeq and is a predicted model, not a curated record. NCBI's taxonomy places the organism in Eukaryota, Viridiplantae, Streptophyta, Magnoliopsida, Rosales, Rosaceae. The transcript has 3 exons. Bases 179 to 1060 code for a protein of 293 amino acids.
GAUUGGGAUGGGAUAUGAACAAUGGGAUUGGAUCAGACACAACCUUGUGGUGCACAUUGGCCUAACUUAUUGUAUAUAUCAGUAUCAUCAUGCCCUUUAUUCUUUGCCAUCUUUGAACAUUUGAUCAGCCAUCAAAACUCAAAAAGAGAAAAGAAACUUGAGCAGAAAGGAACCAGACAUGGAAGCUUGUUUCCUUGCCUCGAAUUCCUUCACCAAAACCUUAGAGUCUGCUACUUUCCCCAAGCGAAAUUCGACUCAAUUUCAAAGCAAAAGAGUUGGCAUUCCAUCUUCAAUCACAAGUUGCCGGAUGGAGUCGCCUUCACCGUCCGGUGAUGACCACAAACCUUCCAUUAAUACCGAUUGGCGAUCAUUCAGAGCAAAACUGGUAGCUGCAGAAAAAGCAUCAGUGCCCAAAGUGCCUAAUUCCUCAGUUGUUGAUCUAGACACUGUGGUGGAUCAACCUCGGCCCAUCACUGUUGGUGACAAGUGGGCUCAUACAAUCCACGAGCCCGAAAGAGGCUGCCUACUCCUUGCCACCGAAAAGCUGGACGGGGUCCAUAUUUUUGAACGGACAGUUAUUUUGGUUUUGUCCACUGGGCCUUUGGGCCCGUCAGGCAUCAUACUAAACCGGCCCUCCCUAAUGUCAAUCAAAGAAACAAGAUCAACGGCUCUAGAUGUCGCCGGGACAUUCUCAGACAGGCCGCUGUUCUUCGGUGGGCCUUUGGAGGAAGGGCUGUUCUUAGUGAGGCCCAAGAAGGGUGAUGUUAUAGUUGGGAGGAGUGGUGUUUUUGAUGAGGUGAUGAAGGGAUUGUAUUAUGGGACAAAGGAAAGUGUGGGUUGCGCAGCUGAAAUGGUGAAGAGGAAUAUGGUUGAGCUUGGGGACUUCAGGUUCUUUGAUGGGUAUUGUGGGUGGGAAAAGGAGCAAUUGAAGAAUGAGAUAAGAGCUGGUUAUUGGACUGUAGCAGCUUGUAGCCCAAGUGUAAUUGACUUGAGUAAUGUGGGAAGUGCUGGGCUUUGGGAGAAGGUUCUUGGGCUUAUGGGCCGUAGAAAGGUUCGGUGAGAUCGUAAAUUGUUAACUAAUGUAAUCAAUCAGGAAGUGUUACAUAUGGGUAAAGCCACAUCAAUGAAACUGUUCACCAAUGCCAAACCUGGCUAAAUGGUCAAAUGUGCAUGUAUUGACUGUUGCGAAAGGUUUCAGAGUAAAGUAGGGAAAUUAUCCCUAGUCAAGCCCCA